AGCCGCCGGACUAACUGGGGGGCUUUCGAGGACUUAAAACAAGUAAACCAAACGGCAGUAACAGUGACUGUUCGGGAUUCCAUUUCAAAACCGCUCUAAGCACACAUUAAGGCCGUCUUGCCGUGGCCGGGGCGCGCGCCGAGCCACGUGACUUUUUUAUUAUUUGUGUAUCGGUAAUCCGCAGAGCGGCCUCCGCGGCCCGCUUCCGUGUGCGUGCGCGAGUGUGUGUGUGUACGUGUGUGCGCGUGUGUUGACGCGAGUGUCUCUUCACCUGGAAGUAGUGCAUCAUCAAGGACUUUCAAUCCGGAUAACCCUCAGCCCAGCAAGCUGCACUUCGCGGGCCUUGCUCCUCCGGCCGCCACCCUGGAGGAUGUGGUGAGCGCGUGCGUGGCCCCCGUGGGCCCCGUGGCCCCCGUGUCCAGCCUGUACCCCGGGUCGGGCCUCGGCCUGCCCGGCCACGGCCAGACGGCCUUCAAGGUGGAGGCCCCCGACCCGUACAGCCCCCUGUUCGCCGCGCCCCGCAUCAGCGUCAAGCAGUGGGGGCUCGGCGGCGGGGGCGGCGGCCUCGGCGGCGACGUCACCAAGCUGAGCCCCCGCGGGGAGAUGGAGCCCCUGGACCUGCAGGACCUCGUGUCCGGGGUGUCCGCCUCGCCCUCCGCGCACCCCGUCUCCGCGGACAGCCCCCACUCCCACCCCCACCUGGCGUCGCUGGGCACGGCGCAGGGCCAGGACCAGCUACUGCACCACCAGCAGCACCAGCACCAGCACCACCACCACCAGCAGCACCAGCAGCAGCACCACCACCACCAGCACCACGAGUACCAGGCGGCCUGCGCGCCGCUCCUGCCCCACGAACCCUUAGAGAAGCUAAAAUUAUGGGCGGAGACGGGGGACUUCAGGGACUCGGGCCAGCACUCCAUGCCCUCCAUGUCCAGCCCCGUCACCACCAACGACUCCCACCUCGGCUUCAACAAGAGCAGCUCCAGAGAUAGAAAAGGCUCCAGGGUGCCGUCCAUCGACGCGCCGCUGGGCUCGGUCAAGACGGAGGCGAGCUUGGAGGCGGACGGGCUCAACAACGGCGACGACGUGGGCCACGGUGCGCACGGCGGCCACGGCGGCCACGGCACGCACGCCUCCUCCAGCAGCACAGUGAACAGUUCGACCAAGAAGGGCGCGAGUGCGUCGGGGUCGGCGGGGGGCGGGGGCGGCUCGGGGACCGCGGGGAACAAACGCCAGAGGCGGCAGAGGACUCACUUUACGUCGCAGCAGCUGCAAGAGCUGGAGGCGACCUUCUCAAGAAAUCGCUACCCGGACAUGAGCACGCGGGAGGAGAUCGCCAUGUGGACGAACCUCACCGAGGCCAGAGUGCGGGUGUGGUUCAAGAACCGGCGGGCCAAGUGGCGGAAGCGGGAGCGCAACGCCAUGAGCGCCGCGGCCGCCGCCGCCGCCGACUUCAAGAACGGCCUGGUGGGCAGCCAGCUCAACGGCUUCAUGCAGCCCUUCACGGACCCCGAGUCCCUCUACUCGUCCUACUCCUACAACAACUGGGCCUCCAAGGUGCCGUCGCCGCUCGGCGCCAAGACCUUCCCCUGGCCCGUCAACCCCCUGGGAGUCCCCAGCACGCCGCACCAGUCGUCCGUCAACUGCUUCACGCCGGCGUCGGCGAGCAGCGUGAGCGCGGGCUCCAUGAUGUCCAGCAGCCUGGGCGCGUCUGCCGGCUCGGUCGGCGUGGGCGGCGCGGGCUGCUACUACGAGCACUCCAUGUACCGGUCGGCGGGCGAGCCCUGCUCCAUGUCCUCCAUCGCGCAGCUCCGCCUCAAGGCCAAGCAGCACUCGUCGGGCGCCUUCUCCGUGGGGUCGUACCCGGCCGUCAGCCCGUCCGCGCACGCCGCCAGGGGCCCUGUGGUUGACGAGAAUAUUUACGUGGGGGAGACUUCGUGCUGACCUCAAGGCGCUGAGAACGAGAGCUCUGCCGGAAAACGUUCCCCUCAUCGGAAAUGAGAAUCAAUUCGUUCUUGGUUCGUUUCUUUUCGUCGAGCUUUUUUUUUCCUUCGAUUGUUUGGGCAUUUACUAAGUCUGUCGCAGACACGUUGUUUGUUUUUAUGUUUUUUUCAUCUAAAUUGUAUCUAGUAUGAUGCCAGAAGCGUGUGGACUUUGAAUAAAUAGUUGCCACCUCAGCGCGCUCCCAGUCAGUCUUUAUCUAGUCUUUUGCAGCCACGCACCGCGAUGUUAAACUGUUUUGUUUUUUCUGGUCGUCCGUUUUAGACCUCGCCUAGCUGUGGUUUAAUUUAUAUCAAGAUAUUGACAUCCGUUUGGUGCUGGCUCAAAGUAUAAGUUUAGUGUACCAUGAGAUACCAAAAACAAAAUGUAAAGAAAAUAUUCUUGUGUGGCGGUAGUGCCGGUCUGUGAUUGUGUUUUGUAAAGUUAAGAUGAUAUUCGUUAGUCGAUUAAGGCAAGAUUGUGUUUAAGGGUUGAAAUGGGGCAAGUAACGUUUCUGGGCCGUUUUAAAAAAAUAUUGUAAUGAAACUUUACCCAGUUGGGAGACACUAGACCAAGCGUCAACUUUUUAAUUUUGAGCUCGUGAAAGUGUUGUUAAUAUGAGAACAGGGUAAACAAGCACACCUUUUAUCAACUAAAAGCAAACUUCAAAAAUGUUUCGUUUGGAUAGGUUUGUGCUCUUAAUUUUGUUUUCUUACGAACACCUAAAAUGUCCGCUGAUGUGGUACAGCACUUAGAAAAACUCCAGUAUGGGGGAGUAAUACCCUUGAAAUAAAUCCCAAUGCAGUUUGUAUAUAUCCCAAAACUAAAUUUCCCGGUCAAAAUCGCUGCUGGACUAGGCUAUGUCCUUGGACGGACAAGUCCGACGGACACCCGGGGGCACCAUGUGAUCCGCCUGAAUAUAUUUCUUGUACUGAAACUGAAUGUGCAAUAUUUGAAUGUAAAUAGUCAUCUUUAAGAGGCAUAUUAUUGAUGUAAUUUAAAGUAAAUGAUUAUUGUAAGUUAAUUAGUACAAAAAAGGAAAACAGGAAUUUAUAA
This is a messenger RNA of Thrips palmi, 3036 nucleotides long. RefSeq names its product pituitary homeobox homolog Ptx1-like. The transcript is spliced from 7 exons. Gene Ontology annotation, biological process: regulation of transcription by RNA polymerase II; anatomical structure morphogenesis. Lineage: Eukaryota; Metazoa; Arthropoda; Insecta; Thysanoptera; Thripidae. Bases 604 to 1944 code for a protein of 446 amino acids. Gene Ontology annotation, molecular function: DNA-binding transcription factor activity, RNA polymerase II-specific; RNA polymerase II cis-regulatory region sequence-specific DNA binding. Gene Ontology annotation, cellular component: nucleus. The record is from RefSeq and is a predicted model, not a curated record.